Molecule: messenger RNA, 977 nt
Organism: Cavia porcellus (domestic guinea pig)
Lineage: Eukaryota; Metazoa; Chordata; Mammalia; Rodentia; Caviidae
Gene: Bcas2
Product: BCAS2 pre-mRNA processing factor
Exons: 7
Coding region: 104-781 (225 amino acids)
Biological process (GO): mRNA processing
Cellular component (GO): catalytic step 2 spliceosome; Prp19 complex; precatalytic spliceosome
Source: RefSeq, a predicted model, not a curated record
UAGCCGCGCAGGCGACGUGAUUACGUCACUGGGGUUACGGGCGUAGUUAAACUGGACAGAUCGAGUGCACACAGAAAAUCUAGCAGAGUGUUCUUUCUCUGCGAUGGCGGGCACGGGCUUGGUGGCCGGAGAGGUAGUAGUGGAUGCACUACCAUAUUUUGAUCAAGGGUAUGAAGCGCCAGGCGUGCGGGAAGCGGCUGCGGCGCUGGUAGAGGAAGAGACUCGCCGAUACCGACCUACCAAGAAUUACCUGAGUUACUUAUCAUCCCCGGAUUAUUCUGCUUUUGAAACUGACAUAAUGCGAAAUGAGUUUGAAAGAUUGGCUGCUCGACAACCAAUUGAAUUGCUCAGUAUGAAACGAUACGAGCUUCCAGCCCCUUCCUCAGGUCAGAAAAAUGACAUUACUGCAUGGCAAGAAUGUGUAAACAAUUCUAUGGCUCAAUUAGAGCAUCAAGCAGUUCGAAUUGAGAAUCUAGAACUGAUGUCCCAGCAUGGAUGUAAUGCCUGGAAAGUAUAUAACGAAAAUCUAGUUCAUAUGAUUGAACAUGCACAGAAAGAGCUUCAGAAGUUAAGGAAACACAUUCAAGAUUUAAACUGGCAGCGAAAGAAUAUGCAGCUCACCGCUGGAUCAAAACUGAGAGAAAUGGAGUCAAAUUGGGUAUCCCUGGUCAGUAAGAAUUAUGAGAUUGAACGGACUAUUGUACAACUAGAAAAUGAAAUCUAUCAAAUUAAGCAGCAACAGGGAGAGGCAAACAAAGAAAAUAUCCGGCAAGACUUCUGAAAAGACCAACUUGCUGGGUACAGAGGAAGAAAAGUUGGGCUGUUAUAAACAUCAGCCAUCUAAAUUUUUCCUAAACCAUGAAGGACAAUAGCCUCUCAUAAAAACCAUUAGUGGGUAAAUGUUUAAAAACCAUAAUGUAUGGAUCCUUACAUUAAUUGUGUAUCUUUGUGAAAUAAAGAUUAUCAACUUAGUGGUA